CGAGAUAGAUAAAGAUAUGGUCAACAAGUACAUAUUCUCGGAUGUUCUACGUGAGUCAACCGCCGAUGCAGUGCAAAAAAAAGUACGAAGGAAUACCUCGGCUUGAUCCGAAAACAAUGGCGAUCCAAUGUCCGUCGUUCUGCAGAGGAUAGAGGUACCUCCGCCGGAGAAUGACGAAUUCUUGCACAGCACGGACAAAUAUCGUGACAAAAGGGAAUCCAGCAAAAAGAAUGGGAUGCCGGAUAAGGAGUUUCUCGCAAGGAACUCGUUGUUCACCGAUCUCUUCAAGAUCCCGCAUUUUCGCACAAUUUACAAUAUCUACUUGAUGAUCUUCAUAUUCCUGCUCUCCAGCUCAGUCGUGUGCGACAUUAUAGAAUACGGAACGAUUCACCAUGGUUUCAAUGCGUUACGAGUUAGUUUUGCAAAGUUUCCAACAUGCAUCUAUAUUUGGUUAUCCAUGCAAACUUCGAUGCUCUGUGUCUACGUGGCCUUCACCCUCUGGGCGAAUCAGCGACUCCGAUUCUUACCAAAAUCCUGUAUCCAGAAAUUUUGGGAUUAUGGAUGGCUAUCAGUAUUCAUAUUGUACCAAGUUCUAUUCUUCAUUAUUCCUGUCACAAUGAUAAUCAACACAAAUCUUUCCAUAGGUUGCAGUUGUAUUAUUAUAUUAGAGCAGAUACGCAUGGUGAUGAAGAGUUGGGCUUUCGUCAGGAGCGCCGCACCGAGGUAUUUAUCGUAUGAAUCCCAGAGCGAAACUUCACGACCGAGCGGCCCCAAAUUCUCACAAUAUUUGUAUUUUCUAUUCGCACCGACUCUUCUGUACCGCGACGAAUAUCCUAGGACGACAGAAAUCAGGUGGAUGGUGGUGUUUUGGAAUUUCUUUGAAUUCGGCCUAUCGAUUUUCCAUGAGUUCUUGAUCUUUGACCGUGUCGUAGUACCGAUCUAUCACGUAUUCGGCACGCAAUACCUAGAACCGAAGUGGUUUAUCAAAAAUGCACUCGAGUCUUGUAUUUUCAUCUUUCCCCUUUUCAUCGUCGCUCAAUACAUCCUCUUCCAAGCAUGGAUGAAUGCUUGGGCAGAAAUGCUGCGGUUCGCAGACCGAUUAUUUUACAAGGACUGGUGGAACAGCACAACUAUUAACGAGUUUGCCCGCAAGUGGAACUCGAUAGUGCAUAACUGGCUGUACACGUAUAUCUACAAGGACAUGUACGAGAUUGUGGUGCCGCGCAACCGAACGUUGGCAGCUUUCGCUGUAUUCUUCAUUUGCGGCAUCGUUCAUGAAUACAUAAUGGCGUUUAUAAUGGGUUUCUUCUAUCCGGUCGUACUCAUCGUGUACGGAAAUGUCAUAUUAUUUUUCUUGAUUUUUAAGAACAAAGUUGUCACCAACAACAUCUUCGAGUGGAUAUUAACUAACAUCACUCUAAUUAUUUCGUUCAACUUAUACACGAUGGAGCUCUACGCCCGGUGGAACAACUGUCCACCUCACCCCAAUUAUUAUCUAGAUCUGUUCAUACCACGAAGCUGGAGUUGUCAAAAACAGUUUAAUCCGUAAAUCGUGCUGUUUGUGUUUACGGUGAAAUCUUUUCACGAGACGGUGGAUUUUCCUACGCUCUGUUACAGACUAUUUAGAUGAGGACUGUUGUGUACAACCGUUUGCAUAAGUUUAGCAUUAAACUAACAAUAAGUAGAGCAAACAACAGUUUUAACGCGAUAAAAUUACAAUUGUAAGAAAACCAAUAAGAGUUUAGGUUCUAUUGUUAGUUAACGUUUAUUCAUCUAAAGAAUAUAUUAAAGGGUUUUACAUCAACAAAGUGUCUGUAUCAUGCUGCUGCUUCGAAAUCGAAAUGAUGAGAAUUAGAAAAAUGAAGAGAUCUUAUACGGUUAAAACAGGCAAUUAAAAAUACGAUACCGAUAAUUACAUGAAGGCCAUGAAAACAAAUUGUGAUAAAAAAAGUUGAUCCAUAGAUUAAAUCUGCUAUAGUAAAGGGGGAUUCAACAUAUUCGAUUAAUUGAAGUAGGGUAAAAUAAAUUCCUAAUAGAAUAAUUAGAAAUAAUCUUUUUUUUCUUUCUUUAAAGUUUAAAUUGAGUAUAGCAUGAUAAAAUCAUGUAACUGUUAAGCCCAAGAAAAUUAAAAUUUCAUUGAGAGAAUAUCAAAUAGGUUGAAAAGUUUGAUUCCUAAAGAUGGUCAUAAUUGCCCAAUUUAUAUUCUAUUCCUAAAGAGGAAUAAAAGUAAACUCAAAAAAAUGAAAAAAAGAAUAAUACUUUAGAUACAAUAAAUAAAAUUAUAACUAUUCAUACUCCAUUGUACAUAUUAAUAGUAUGUUAUCCUUGGAAUGUAGUUUCUCGAAUUAUAUCUCGUCAUCAUUGGUAUAUAUGGUACGUACGUGUACAGGGGAUUGUUAUAAGUAAAAAAUAAUUAAAUUUGUGGAAUCAUCUAAUUGUACAAAUUAUAUUAUAAAAUAAUCUAAAUGAAAUGAUUAUAAGUCAUGGUCAAACGGGAACAAGGUAAAAUAAACGGUUUUGUUUAGUCAUACAAAAUUUUAAUUAAAUUUCUUUUCUAUGUAAGGUUGAAAGAAUAGAAAAUACGUAAGCUUGAAUUAUAAAAACUGCAAUUUCUAAAGAAUAUAAUAUAAAUUAAGAAAAAAUUAGACUAAUUAGAAAGGAAAAUAGUGUUCGUAAAAAGUAUCAUUUUUUUGUAAUAAAAUCGUAUAAUAUAAAAUAAAAACGAUAAAUAAAGUUUAUCAUGUGUGUUCAAAGCACACGUUUCAAUGAAAGAGUCCGAGUACUCCUAUUAAUUAAAGUUAACGAUGCUUGACUCUCUAAUUUUUAAUUAAAUUGUAAUUAAAUCAGCUGUACAUAUAAGAGAAGUAUGGAGUUGUUAAAAAUACAAAAUACACGU
Solenopsis invicta (red fire ant) is the source of this 2896-nucleotide messenger RNA. Its product is annotated as sterol O-acyltransferase 1. Lineage: Eukaryota; Metazoa; Arthropoda; Insecta; Hymenoptera; Formicidae. Bases 128 to 1549 code for a protein of 473 amino acids. The transcript is spliced from 9 exons. Gene Ontology annotation, cellular component: endoplasmic reticulum membrane. Gene Ontology annotation, biological process: cholesterol metabolic process. The record is from RefSeq and is a predicted model, not a curated record.